Messenger RNA from Ilyonectria robusta, 648 nucleotides. RefSeq lists its product as uncharacterized. The record is from RefSeq and is a predicted model, not a curated record. The transcript has a single exon. NCBI's taxonomy places the organism in Eukaryota, Fungi, Ascomycota, Sordariomycetes, Hypocreales, Nectriaceae. The coding region runs from base 144 to 617 and encodes 157 amino acids.
GUUCGGUCGGUCUCGCUCGAUGGGAUAGUGGACUGGCGCUCUGCUGAAGUUGAUUGUUGCCGUCGGAGACUUGAUGCGGUGUUUUCGUUCUGGCGGAGUUGAGGACAUGAGAUGAGAGACUGUUGAAGGCUCCGCUCGUUGUGAUGUGUAAGUCGAUCGAGGUGAGUUGUUCCAGGAGAGUUGUUCCGGAUGAAGUCCAAGUCGUCGCCAAGACAGCGAGCCAGACGCACCGAAACGAGUCGAUCAGGAGGGAGCAGGCAAACAGAGGCCAGGCCGGCUCUUUCUUAUACUCGCGCAUCACCGCCAACGCCGGCAGGUCUCAGCCUCAUCCCCUCUCCCAGGGGGUGCGCCGACAUGCUGGGUUGCAGAUUGCACACGAUGCAACGACGUUUGGGAUCUACAGCACCGCAGUCCUGCGGAAUGCACGCCAUCACCACCUCCUGCCACCGGUGAAGCCAGAGGGCGGAGAGGCGCCACGAGGCGUAUCUGAGGACAUCAGGGUUGGCCAUCAAGGUGCGCCGUGGCCAUCAGGGUUCUCACCGCCCCGAGCCCAAUAUCGCCAAUCAAUCCGUCGAGCUGUUAAGGUGAUACCGGAAAACCUGGUGGUGACGCGGUAAAUUCUAUGUAUUGAGCCAACAACUCGCCGUG